GUACGAGCGAGCCUACGAGAGCUCACAAAAGUACAAGGAGGGCAAGUUCAUAUUCGAAAAGGCUAAGAUUGUCAAGGAGGAGGAUUGGUAGUGAAAGCAACAUGUUGAAUUCAUUAUUGGAUUGACUCAAAAACUGUACAUAGAUAAAACCUUGGCUUUGUCGAUUCCAAUCUUUAUGGAUUUCACAAGUCUAUCAUCAUCAUCCAUUAUUCGGCUUCUCUGUAAAUGAAGUUAAGUCGGAACUGCGUGCCGUUUUCUCGGUCAUGCACCUAACAUCGACGUAGACAACCUCCUGUUUUAUGUCUACCACAGCCAACUGUUCGCCGUUUUUUUGACGAAUUGCCAACGAAAUUUGAGCAAUGUGACUACGGAGAGAGAGAGGGAAAGAGAUGUAUCUGAAGAAGCCGAUCUGGAGCGAUGGCCCGUCAGCGACGCCGGAGAAUCCGUCGGAAUCGGAGAACGGUGAGGAGACAGACGCGGCGACGAUGGUAGUUGAAGAGCUGGUGACAUCACUCAACACACAGAGACUCUACAGGGAGCUAACACUAUCCCUCCGAACAGGCUUACGCGACGCUUGCGCUGAAUUCUCCUUCCUCCGCAUCCGCGGCCUUCGAUCUCUUCUCAAAACUCUCCGAUCUAUCGCCGAAUCAGACUCCAUCAUUCGCCUCUUCUCCCACACCCAAACCGUCUCCGAUCUCCAACUGGUUCCGGUGCUUUUUCGACAUUCGUUGAAAGAAGCGGAGGAUGAUAGAGUGACGAGCUUAGAUCACAUAUUCAGCGUUGAGCCGAUGAAGAUAACGAGUCCUUCUACGGAUGAUGAGGUCGCGGUUGCUCUUAGGGUUCUCGAAGGGUGCUGCCUUCUCCAUCCUCAGAGCACUGUUCUCGCUCAUAAACACGGCGCAGUCCGCGUAAUGAUGAAUAUAUUGUCAACACGAGGAGUACUUGAGCAAGGUGCCUGCUUAGAUGCCUUAAUCUCAAUCUUGCUGGAUUCUUCAGCAAACCAGGUGGAUUUUGGAGCCUGCAAUGGGAUUGAGGAGGUUGCAAUGCUCAUGCGAGACAAACAAGCUGAUGAAAAUCUCAGGUUAAGAUGCGGAGAGUUCUUACUACUGUUAGUUGGACAUGUGAAUGGGAAGGAUCGAUCGCCCAUUGCGAGUGUAAAUGAAGACAUUAGGCGCCUUUUGGGUGAAAAAUCCGCUUCUUUGAUAUGGGCUGCGAGUCAAUUCGGUUCAACAGGUGAUCCUGAGCAAAGAAUCACUGCUCUUCACAUCCAGGCUGGUAGAGUGCUCGAGUCCCUUGACUUGUACUAAUUGUCAAACUCCGUCUGUUGAUUCUUUUUUUUUCCCUCUUUAAAUGUGUGUAAAAAACUAUCCAAACUCUUCAAUAUCAUUUACCAUUAUUCUUCUA
Brassica oleracea var. oleracea is the source of this 1404-nucleotide messenger RNA. RefSeq lists its product as uncharacterized. NCBI's taxonomy places the organism in Eukaryota, Viridiplantae, Streptophyta, Magnoliopsida, Brassicales, Brassicaceae. The record is from RefSeq and is a predicted model, not a curated record. Bases 390 to 1307 code for a protein of 305 amino acids. The transcript has 6 exons.